AUGAAUCGUGGACAGAAAUGUGUGAACAUAUAUGUAAGCCUAAAUAUGAAAUUUUCAAACACGCCUACUUCACCACUUGGGCUAGUCCCACAGGAAUUUGUUAUCUCAAAUCUUACAGAGAAACUAGCCCAUGGACUAAGAUCAUGGGCAAGCUCUCCUAAGACAAGAAUGGGUUACACCAGGAACUUGCUGCCUCUCAUCCGUGAAUCAUUUAGGUCAUCCAGCCACACAUAUUUGCUAACAGCAAAUAACCAAAAUUCGCUAGCUUAG
Dovyalis caffra is the source of this 270-nucleotide messenger RNA. NCBI's taxonomy places the organism in Eukaryota, Viridiplantae, Streptophyta, Magnoliopsida, Malpighiales, Salicaceae. The record is from the annotation of a GenBank genome assembly.